GCUGUCCGAGAGCGGAGCCCCGCCCCCGGACCCCCGUCCCUCCCUCUCUCCUUCCCUCCCUCGGCCCGCCCUCCCUGAGUACCCCUCCCCCUGAGGACCCCCGCCCGCCGCCCGCCGCUGCCGCCGCCGCCCGCUCCGACUGCAGAACAAUAAAGCCAGCCUCCCAGAGACCCCCGCCGAGGACCCCCGCCCGGCGACCAAGCCCGGGUGGCCCGCCCCUCUUCGCCAGCGCCAGCUGAGCGCGCCCGGGCGCUGGCCGCGGUGCUGCCCUAGCCAGCGCUGGCCGCGGUGCUGAAGCUGCUGGGGCUCCUGCCGCUGCUACUGUCGUGUUCUCUUGGCCCGGCACUGCCGCCCCCGGGGGCAUGGGGCGCCGCUGACUGAGGUUCCGCCGCCGCGGCGGGGGGGGGGAGGGGAAGGGGGCCGUGGGGCCGGGCCAGCCCUGCACCCAUUCGCAGCCUCCGGGCCCGGGACGGAGCCGCUCCCCCCUCUCCGCCCCCCCCCAGCCUCCUCCCCCGCCUGUCCAGGGGCGGCACUGCGGGCUGGGAAGCCGGGACCAGAGGAGGGAAGGAAGGAAGGAAAGAAGAGAAAAGAAGAGAAGAGGAGGAAGGAACGAAGGAAGGGGAGAGACAGAGAGAAAGAGAGAGGAGGGAUCCGGAGGGGAAGAAGAGACGCAGGGAAGCAAGAAGAGAGAGAAUCACACUCGCCCAGCAGCAUCCACAGGCCAGACUGGGGACAGUGCUGCUUCCACCGCUCCUCGGAUGGUGACGGGGCCUCGUCGCGGACGCAGUCCCCCCGAGCCCCGGCUCUGCAGGCCCUCACUGCCGGAGCCCCGCAGGAAUCAUGCCCAGGUCCUUCCUGGUUAAGAAGGUCAAACUUGACACAUUCUCUUCGGCAGACCUCGACAGCUCCUACGGGCGCGCCCGCAGCGAUCUCGGAGUGCGACUGCAGGAUAAAGGAUACCUCAGUGACUACGUGGGGCCUGCGUCUGUCUACGAUGGCGACGCUGAGGCGGCGUUACUCAAAGGGCCAUCCCCGGAGCCUAUGUAUGCUGCGGCUGUGCGCGGAGAGCUGGGUCCCGCGGCCUCUGGCUCAGCACCGCCGCCCACCCCUCGCCCAGAGCUGGCUACUGCUGCUGGCGGCUACAUCAACGGCGACGCGGCGGUCAGCGAAGGCUACGCGGCUGACGCCUUCUUCAUCACUGAUGGGCGCUCACGCCGUAAGGCUGCUAAUGCCAACGCUGCCGCGGCCCCCUCUACAGCCUCGGUGGCGGCCCCCGACAGCGACAGUGGAGGUGGGGGCGGGCCGGGCACGCGAGGCUCUGGAUCAGGGUCCGCUAGUCGGGGUGGCACGCGCGUGGGGGCGGGCACCGAGGCGCGUGCGGGGCCUGGAGCCACGGGCGCUGGUGGCCGGCACGCGUGCGGCGAGUGCGGCAAAACUUACGCCACGUCGUCGAACCUGAGCCGCCACAAGCAAACGCACCGCAGCUUGGACAGCCAGCUGGCAAGGCGUUGCCCAACGUGUGGCAAGGUGUACGUGUCCAUGCCGGCCAUGGCUAUGCACCUGCUCACGCACGAUCUUCGCCACAAGUGCGGCGUGUGCGGCAAAGCCUUCUCGCGGCCCUGGCUGCUGCAGGGCCAUAUGCGCUCUCACACGGGCGAGAAACCCUUCGGCUGUGCGCACUGCGGCAAGGCCUUCGCAGACCGCUCCAACCUGCGCGCACACAUGCAGACGCACUCCGCCUUCAAGCACUUCCAGUGCAAGCGCUGCAAGAAGAGCUUCGCGCUCAAGUCUUAUCUCAACAAGCACUACGAGUCAGCCUGCUUCAAGGGCGGCGCCGGUGGCCCCGCAACCCCUGCGCCGCCGCAGCUCAGCCCGGUUCAAGCCUAGGGCAGCGGGGCCUCCGCCAGCCAGGUCGGCUCUCAGCAAUACGGGCCCCCCAGGGAAGUCUCCGCUGGCGUCAGGGCGGAGGGGCUGGAGGGCGGGCCCCUCCUCACAGCAAUAGGGGUAGGGAGCCGGCCCCACCCCGCCCCGCUCGCCAGGAGCCUUGCCAGCCCCUUCAAGCAAUAGGGUCCCGAGGGGAGACCCACCCCGAAACCCCUCCUCUCUCCUCCAGGGUGCCCCAGGCUUUCUCCCAGCAAUAGGGUCUACCAGACCCAGAACCGAACCUCAUCUCUUAGUUGGGUCUCUGAAGACAGGGGUGAGGUGAGGUAAGGAGCACCCUCCUCCCUCCUCUGCGCCCCUGGAUCGCGUUACAGAGACUCAGGUCUUCCCCACCCCUUCCCAAGCCUUCCAGGCCAAGCCUUCAGCCCGGCGUCCAGGGAGUCAGCUCCACCCGGGCAGCUGGCCGGAGAAGGAGCAGGAGAGCAGGCGGGCCACAGAGGCGUUCUGUUCCACAGGCUUUGCAGACCUCCCGGGAGUGCUAGACGAUUUGGGGAUGGGGAGGGGCGCGGACGGCGGCAACCCUCUCCCUCGGGUUCUUUCUGGGGCCUCAGUCCGAGCCUCCCUCCUACCCUCGCCUCGUAUCCUCUGCCAAAUCCGAAUUCUUCCAGCCCGGCUUCCGGGGCUCUGUCCUCCAUAACGAAUAAUGACGCAUAUCGGAAUCGCAUGAACUUAUCCGACCUACUCAGACCCAGAUCCCACCCUGCCCCGGGGCCCUCUCCCUCGCUCCCCAGGCUUCGGGUGUUGGAGGACGGAUACCCGGGCCGGCAGGCUGGCGUGCCACUGCCCUCUACACACCUCUGUAUUUGCUUUGCGGGUAAAGCCCCCUGGGGGGGUUGCGGACGCGUCGGGUUUCUUUCUUUCUGUAUUUAUACGUUUUAUUUAUGAACGGAUUGCACUCGGGUCAGGGAGGGGGCGCCGAACCCUCAUUCUUCCCGCCGACGCCCGGGGCUUAGGUUGUCCAGGACCACUUCCUCUGCCUCUGAGCUUUGCCUCACAGAGGCUGGCCCUUUCCCGGAGGCCAGGCCCAGCCCCCACUCGGUUGCCAACUUUCACCCGUCUAUGCCAAAGCCUCGGCGGUGACCCUACCCCAAGGGCCCGCCCCAUUGGCCGCCGCCUUUGUGACAUCACUGCAUGCAGUCCCACCCUUCUUCCCAACCCUUCCCGGGGCUGCCCGCUCCCCUUCCUCUUAGUUAGUCCGAUGCAGACUAUAGAGCAAUAAUGCGCACUGCAUGUGAAGCUGCCGCAGCCUCUAGAGUUACUGAGAAUCAGGUAUCCCCUGCCCUACCCAUCCCAUAGGCCCCUAGAUCAGGGAUGCUGCGCGGGCCGGCCACGCAGACUUUCUUUCCCCAUUCCCUCCCCCAGGGCAGAGCCCGGCAGGCGUCAUGGUUCCAGAGGCUGGAAUGGAAUGGUAUCAACCACAGCCUCUCUGUCAGUCCUUCAUUACUCACCGACCCAUCAUUGGGUACCUACGAUAUGCCAGGCCCUUUCCUGAAUCCGUCAGAGAUGUGGCAACCUUCGGGGAGGUGCCUGUCAGUGACGGGCCCAACAAGCAUGGGUAGGCCAGGGUGGAAGGCAGUUGCAGAGGGCUGGAUCCCUGGGCCCAUAUGGCCUCUCCUACCCACCUCAGUCCUUGUUUAUGCUGGAUGUAGUCAGGCUCUGCCUUUGACUUGGGCCUUAUGUUUCCAGCUCAAGUUGGACAGGCCCCAGGGUCUGGGGGCCCAGCUUCACCAGGGCCACCCACACAGGUACCCAUUUUCUGAUUCCCUGAGAUACGAGGCUCUGCUGUCUCUGUGCCGCUAAGGCGCAACAAGCUGGAGUAUAUGGUAUGGCCAGCCUCAUCCCAGCACCAAGCUUGGCUACCCUCCUGGUGCGGACCUGCAGGCCUAGCAUACAGUGCCCAUAUCCAACUCCCUUAACUCCACCUGGCGAAAUGCCCACAGUUCCUAGCCUGGGCCUGCCAGCCUGUGCCGCAUGCACACGCACACAGAGGCGCCCACCCUGCCCCACUCCUUACUCCUGUCUACCUACCUAUGGAGAAGGCUGGAAGGGCUGUGGGCCCGCCAGGAUCUCCCGCUUCGCCCACACCCUGCCGCCGUGGAAAGCCAUGGGCCCCCUCCCGCCCCCAUAACUAAGCAGCACAAUAACCGACUUAGCGAAUUCAGGUAGAAGGAACGUUUAGGUAGCACCUAUUUUGUACUGAUUCUACAAGUAGGGCCCGAGGUGCGGGGGGCCCUCGGGUGGGGGCUGUGGCUGCCGGCCCGCCCCGUCCCCACCCCCCGCCUGCGCCCCGCCACCUUGUACAUACUCCUGGCCCGCAACAGGCCGGGAUUUUUACUCGGGCCGUGUCCCUCUUCCGCCCCCGUUUGGGGCCGGGCCGGCCGGACAGACGGACGGACGGACAGACCUCCUUCCUAAGCACAAUAGCACCAGCUCCUCGGAGCGCCGCACCUCCACAAGGAGAAUAAAUGCCACU
Chionomys nivalis (European snow vole) is the source of this 4414-nucleotide messenger RNA. It is a transcript of the gene Scrt1, whose product is annotated as scratch family transcriptional repressor 1. The coding region runs from base 841 to 1887 and encodes 348 amino acids. Gene Ontology annotation, molecular function: RNA polymerase II cis-regulatory region sequence-specific DNA binding; DNA-binding transcription factor activity, RNA polymerase II-specific. Gene Ontology annotation, biological process: regulation of DNA-templated transcription. The transcript has 2 exons. The record is from RefSeq and is a predicted model, not a curated record. NCBI's taxonomy places the organism in Eukaryota, Metazoa, Chordata, Mammalia, Rodentia, Cricetidae.